This is a messenger RNA of Suhomyces tanzawaensis NRRL Y-17324, 1128 nucleotides long. RefSeq names its product 8-oxoguanine glycosylase (gene OGG1). Gene Ontology annotation, cellular component: nucleus. Gene Ontology annotation, biological process: nucleotide-excision repair; base-excision repair; base-excision repair, AP site formation. The record is from RefSeq and is a predicted model, not a curated record. The coding region runs from base 1 to 1128 and encodes 375 amino acids. The transcript has a single exon. Gene Ontology annotation, molecular function: damaged DNA binding; 8-oxo-7,8-dihydroguanine DNA N-glycosylase activity. Lineage: Eukaryota; Fungi; Ascomycota; Pichiomycetes; Serinales; Debaryomycetaceae.
AUGACAGUUGAUAUCUUGUGGAAGAAGUUCCCAAUCAAGCAGUCAGAGCUCUGUCUCUCCAAAGUGCUCAGAUGUGGCCAGGCGUUUCGCUGGAAGAAUAUCCACGACGUCUGGUCGUUUGCCAUCAGAGAUCGAGUGGUGUUACUCAAGCAGGACGAAGAGUACAUCCACUAUUCCCAGUUGAUGCUGGAGUCCAGCAAGAUCUCCGCAGCAGACUCCGACGCUACCCUCUCCUUUGUUGAAGACUACUUCAGCUUGAACUUGGACCUCCAAGAGUUGUAUUCCCACUGGCAGCUGCAACACUCCAAAUACCACCACCCUUCCAAGGUGUCGCCAUUUGACGUCUUCAAGGGCAUCCGCAUCCUCCACCAGGACCCAUGGGAGACCCUCAUCUCCUUUAUUUGUUCCUCCAACAACAACGUCAAGAGAAUCUCCAAAAUGUGUGAAAAUAUCUGUGUGGAGUUUGGCGAGCACAUCACAGAAUACGAUGGCGUUUCCUUCUACGCGUUCCCCGAGCCUGAGAGGCUUGCAGAGCCCCAUGUAGAGGCUCGCUUGCGUGAACUUGGUUUUGGCUACAGAGCCAAGUAUAUCUAUCAGACAGCAUGCAAGUUGACGGGCGAUGAUCCUGAGCUCUCGGUUGCGAAAUUGAACGAAAUGAGAGAACACGAUUACGAUACUGCGCACGAGUUUCUCCUCCAGUUGAGUGGAGUGGGUCCCAAGGUCGCAGAUUGUAUCUGUUUGAUGGCUUUGGAGAAACACGAUGUGGUUCCAGUGGACACUCAUGUCUACCAGAUCGCCAUUCGCGACUAUAAAUUUAAAGGCAAGCGAGACAUGAAGACCAUGAACAAGGUAGUAUACAAAUCAAUUCGGGAGCACUUCAAGGGCAUUUUUGGUCCCUACGCGGGGUGGGCACAGUCCGUUCUUUUCACUGCGGAUUUGGGCGACUUGAAGAAUGGUACCAAUAUCGAAAAAACCGACACAGAGACGGAAGCACAGGUCAAGAGUGCUGUGAAGAUUGAGGUCAAGACCGAAGUCCAAUCCGAAGUCGAAGUUGUGCCCAGCCGCAACAAGAGAAACGUCUCGCCAAUUAUUAAAAUGGAGACGAAGAGAGUCAAGGUGUUGAGCUAG